AUGCACAAAUAUCAGCCUCGUUUUCAUGUUAUCUACAUCGACCCAAAAGGUGAUGAAUGUCCGGAUACGCAAAAUUUCCGCGCUUUUAUUUUCCCAGAGACGAAAUUCAUGGCAGUGACAGCUUACCAAAAUCAUCGUAUUACACAACUGAAAAUAGCAAGUAAUCCGUUUGCCAAGGGAUUCAGAGAUUGUGAUCCAAAUGAUUCCCAAAGGCCGGAAUCGCAUCUAUCUAUCUAUCUAUCUAUCUAUCUAUCUAUCUAUCUAUCUAUCUAUGUUACACUAUUCAUAUCUAUCUAUCUAUCUAUCUAUCUAUCUAUCUAUCUAUCUAUCUAUCUAUCUUUAUCUAUUAUGCAUUCUUACACUAGAACAUGCGGGAACCGAAGCCGCAAUCAUCAUAGACCAAGUUCUUUAUCUUUAAAGAUUUUAGACGAAGACAAGAGUUACCUAGAGCGAGAUGUGGCUAAUUCCCAACUGGCUCGUGUUAUCAGCCCAAAUAUGACGGGCAGCCUCAAUCUGCAACUGUCCCGUGGUCCUGAACCCCCACGAACACCGCAGUACACAGACGGUUAUAGUUACUCCCCUUACAGUCCCAGCAACUAUAUGCAAACAGCAAAGGUGCGACCAAGCCCGUAUGCAAGGGAAAUGGAUUAUACCUCUUACCAUUCACGAGUAAAAGGAUUUUAUACGCGAGCAAACACACUUGGUGCACAAAUGCGUGAUCCGAUGGCUUGGGGCGCACAACCGAUGACGUAA
This is a messenger RNA of Acanthosepion pharaonis, 753 nucleotides long. The record is from the annotation of a GenBank genome assembly. Lineage: Eukaryota; Metazoa; Mollusca; Cephalopoda; Sepiida; Sepiidae.